AUGUCAAGAAUAAUAAAAAAAUUCAGCAAAAUAUUGUUAACAAUAUUAGCGUUAAUGUUAUCUUUGGUAUCUGGAGCUCCUUUACGAAAUACGAAUUCAUAUUGGGUUUUUUGGUACUAUAAUAAUAAUGGAAAUAGGAAUUGUGGUAAUUAUUGCUAUAUAGUAUUUUCAUUAGUAGGAGCAAUAUUAUUGUGUAUAUGUGGAUGCGGAUGUUUACGAUGUUAUCUUAUUAAAAAGCAGUAUAAAUCAGAAAGGUUGGAAAAUAAUAUUAAUACUCAACAAAUACUUCAUCAAUGGCAACAAGAAUUACAAAUGACAGAACUGAAUCAUCAAAAUCAAAUAAUCGCUCAACAACAACUACAGUAUCCUCCACUGGAUCAUACUGAUACCCAUAAUUCACAAUAUCCAUCAUUAAAUUCUGCAAAGGAUGUAACUCCACCUCCAUACAGUAAGAGUACUUUUAACGUGGAAAUAGUUAAACAUACCUUAAGACAAGAAUCAAAUUGGACAGCUUAUAAAGCCGGUAAACAAUUUACAAGAGACAAUCCACCCAAUGAAAUAUUACCUCCGCCAGAUCAUUCAGAUUUAAUUAAAGAAUUGGGAGGUGUUAAAGCAUGGAAAUUGGUACCUGAAUCAAGCAUCGUACAAUUAAAAAUUGCCAACGUUACAGAUGAUUUUAUCUUAUCUUUUUUUCAUGCCAAAUUGGAUGCUAUGGUGCAAUCAAAUUAUCCAUUAAUUGAUAUGAAAUAUUCAAUAGAUAGCGAAAUUGCUAGUGUUAAUAAUUCUAGCUCAUGUUCAACUAAUAAAUCAUUCGCUUUACAACCUCCAACUGACAGCUGGUUUUUUUAUUAUGAAGUAACGAUUCUGACAAAUCCAAAUCAAGAUACAGCGAUUGCGGUUGGCUUUGCAACUAAACCAUAUCCAACUUUUAGAUUACCUGGAUGGAAUAAUCAUUCAGUUGGAUAUCAUUCGAAUGAGGGUAAGAAAUACCAUAAUGAAGGUUUAACCGGCAGAAAAUAUGCUGAAAAAUGGGGUGAAGAAAAUGACGUAAUAGGUUGUGGAUAUUACCCGGAUACCGGACAAGUUUUUUUCACUAAAAAUGGCAUAAAUAUGGGCAUUAUUUGUAUUGGAGUAUUUCAUAUUUGGUUCCCAACAAUUGGUUCCGAUGGUAUUUGUAGUUUGAAGGUUAAUUUUGGUCAAGAAGAAUUCAUAUAUAAACCUGCUGAUGGUAUGAGUGUAGCUGGCAAAAUACCUAAAGUUUCAGAUCAUAAUGCUCAAGAGAAAAAUUAUGGAAAGAAAUUUAGCUUAGAUGAUUCGAAAAAAGAAAAGAUGAUCAUCAGUUGA
Funneliformis geosporum is the source of this 1344-nucleotide messenger RNA. NCBI's taxonomy places the organism in Eukaryota, Fungi, Glomeromycota, Glomeromycetes, Glomerales, Glomeraceae. The record is from the annotation of a GenBank genome assembly.